AUGGUUGAGGUUGGUGCUGUGCAAGUGAGCAAGCAGGAGUCGUACUUAGAAGCACCGAACUCUGUUGGUCCACGCAUUCCAAAAGGAGGAAUUUUGGCCUCAAAGACCUACCACAAAGACUGGUCUCCAAUUGUAUUCUCCCAUCGCUCGAAAGUUCCCCGAGGUUUCUCACGCCUUCUUCGAUUAUCUCCACACGCACCGCAAACCCACAAGUGGCUUCAGUAUGAAGAACUGAAAUAUUGGAGAGAACUAAAGAAAAAAGGCGAAAUAACCAUAAAGCAUAAGCUAAUCAAUCCGCUUGAGGUGCGCCAACACGCUCACUUCAACCCCGAAACGUUCAAGGUUUACGAACUCGGGUCUGGCCUAUGUAAUGACUUGCAGGAGAUAGCCGGUGUACUAAGUCAGUGCUUUAACAUCCCAGACAACACCAAACCAUCGAACCAUUGA
Necator americanus (New World hookworm) is the source of this 447-nucleotide messenger RNA. RefSeq lists its product as uncharacterized. The record is from RefSeq and is a predicted model, not a curated record. Bases 1 to 447 code for a protein of 148 amino acids. NCBI's taxonomy places the organism in Eukaryota, Metazoa, Nematoda, Chromadorea, Rhabditida, Ancylostomatidae. The transcript has 4 exons.